AUGAGGUAUGUUAAAAGUCAACAAAGAUCUAAUGAAGAUGUUGUUGAGCAAGUUAUACUCGAUAUGUCAGGAGUGACAUCCAUUGACACAACUGUAAUUGAAGGAUUGUUGGAGCUAAACAAAAUGUUGGAAAAGAACGGAAUUGAGAUGUUUUUGGUAAACCCAAGGCUGGAGGUUAUGGAGGAGCUAAUAAUAUCCAAGUUUGUUGACAAGCUUGGGAAGGAAUCGUUCUAUCUAACAUUGGACGAUGCAGUGAAGGCAAGCCAAUACUCACUCAAGAAAAAUGAUAAUGGAGACAUAGUUCAUGAAACUAGUCAUGCUUAAAUGCAACAGUUAAAACCAUGUUGUGCACCAGAGAUUUCUUUUGGAUGGCCCAAUAUGAAUGACGUAUUAUAUGCUACUGUUUUGGAAUUGAGAAUGUUUUGGCUAAUGGCUUCUCCAAUACUUUGAAAGUACAAAGGGAGGCUUACUAGAGAACCCUUUUUCAAUUCAGAUUAGAUG
Molecule: messenger RNA, 501 nt
Organism: Lotus japonicus
Lineage: Eukaryota; Viridiplantae; Streptophyta; Magnoliopsida; Fabales; Fabaceae
Product: probable sulfate transporter 3.5
Exons: 3
Coding region: 1-324 (107 amino acids)
Biological process (GO): transmembrane transport
Cellular component (GO): membrane
Source: RefSeq, a predicted model, not a curated record